Molecule: messenger RNA, 1287 nt
Organism: Triticum turgidum subsp. durum (durum wheat)
Lineage: Eukaryota; Viridiplantae; Streptophyta; Magnoliopsida; Poales; Poaceae
Source: the annotation of a GenBank genome assembly
AUGUGCACCGUCCGACACAUUGAACGGCUGCGAGUGUACUUCACCCCGGACUGCACACGGCGUUAUCCUCAAAGAAUCGGCUCACCGUCGCCACCUGCUCCCGUCCUCAGCAUGGCCGCGCUCCGCCCCGCCCCCCGCGCCGCCAUCGGCGACCGCGGGCCGUCCGCCGUCCGCCGCGGCUCCCGCCGGCCCUCGUACCUCUCCCCGGCGUCCCCGUGCUGGCAGCAGGGAAAUAUCUUGAACCGAAAAUCCAAAUGCACUACCAGAAAGCUACUGACUACUGUUACUGGUGCAAAGGGUGAUGAAUCUGAAUUUGAUAGCGUCAAUGCACCACUUGAGCCCCAAACAUGGGAAGGGAGCUUCUUGUGUGGCUUAUUGAAGAACCAGCCUCAAAUUUUCCUAGUAGCUGCAGCAAAGCAACUUCAGCGACUGUCUAUUCAAAGGAAAGACACACUGACCCGCUGGGAACAUAGUAUCGGUUCUUCCGAGGACUGUCUUCACAGGAGAAUUGCUGAAAUGAAGGACCAGGAGUGCAGGACUGCUAUUGAGGACGUCAUGUACAUGUUGAUUGUUCAUAAAUAUUCCAAGAUUGAGGUUCCGAUGGUUCCGAACCUAUCAAAAAUCAUUAGUAAUAGAAGAUUACACAUAUGGCCACCAAGGGAGGCAGAUCUUGAAUCCAUUCAUGGACCUGAGGUGCUAGGUCAAAUUAAGGAGCACUUGACUAGCAUUAUCAGAUGGGUGCACAGGAAUGGCCCCAAGAUCAAUCGCUCAACACUUCGGGUCAAAAGACUGCAAUUAGGUCGGAUCUAUUCUGCUUCGAUAAUGUAUGGGUACUUCCUCAAAUCUGUCGCUGUAAGGCAUCGCUUGGACCUGACUUAUGCUCGGUCCGAAGAAUUUUUACAGCCAAUUCAGCUUCUCAAUGCUCAACUUGCAACUACCCGUAAAAAGGAACAGCAAGAGGCCUUUGGCGGUUCUGUGGAAACGGUGCCUUCCUCGAAACCACGGUCUGUCGUUGAUCCUCAUGACUUGAAGGGUUACAUGAUGGGCUUUGACCCAAAGACCUUGGAGUUGUGCGCGAAGCUGCGCACAAACGAGGCUUGUAAUCUCAUUGAGAAGCACAGCUGGGCACUCUUUGGAGAAAAGAUGGGCUCCACGGAGAUUGACGAGGCGGUGAUACUUGAUCCGGCAUCCCUCAAAAGGCUGCUGCUUGAAGCCAUUGCAUUUGGUUCCUUCCUUUGGGAUACUGAAGACUAUGUUGAUGAGAUAUACAAGUUGCAGGACAGCUGA